AUGAACGAGACGAACGAAUCAUCUCCAUCGACUGAAGAUCAACAUCAGAAUAUAUAUUCUGAUGUUAAUUCAGAUACUCUUCUACUUACUAUUGAGAGUAUGAUAGAAGCUGGUCUAAACAAUGUAACAAAUGAUAGUACAAGUCAUUUGACAUAUGAUUUUGCAUUGACAUCAUUAACAUACACAAUUAUUUUUGGUUUUGUUUGCGCUCUUCUUUGUUUUUUAACAAUAGUGGGUAAUCUACUUGUACUUAUUACUUUUCGUCGUAUGCGAACAGUUGGAAAUUUAUUUAUUUUGAGUCUUGCUACUGCUGAUCUUAUAGUUGGUUGUUUUGUUAUGCCAAUUGCUGGUAUAUAUGCUAUUACAGAAAAAUGGAAUAUGAGUCUUAUUCUUUGUCAAAUUUGGAUAUCAGUUGAUUUUAUCGCAUCAACAGCAUCUAUAUUUAAUCUAUUAACAUUAAGUUUAGAUCGUUAUUGGUCUAUAACAUCACCACUUCAAUAUCUUGGUAAACGAACGCGAACACGAGCUUUAUUAUUAAUUGGUUUUGCUUGGGGUUUAUCUCUUCUAUGGAUUAUACCAAUAUUUGGUUGGCAUCAUUUUAAUAAUGGCAUACGUCAAAUUGAAGAUGGUAAAUGUGAACCUGAGUAUACACAUUCAAAAGUAUUUAAAGUAUCUACAGCUAUUAUUAAUUUCUAUCUACCACUUCUUGUCUUAAUAUCAUUAAAUGGUCGUAUUUAUUAUGAAAUAAAACGUCGUUAUAGAAGUGUUCUUUUACAAAGACAUUCAAAUAAAUUAAAUGAAUCAAUAACUACGACGAAUAACAAUAAUAAUCAUAAUCAUAGUUUAUAUACUCGUAAAUUAAAUCAAACAAGUAAUCAUUCACGUUCACCAGUAACAGUAACAUUAUGCGAUAGUGAUCGACAAUUAUGUUCAUCAACAAUACAUUAUACAGAAAAUGAUAGUUUAGUUAUACCAAAAUCUCCAGUACUUAAUAAUGAAUCAGUUUUACGUAUUAAUUUUAAAGCAAAAAAAUUUCGUCCUGCUGUAUCGAAACAACUUUCUGGUGAUCGAAAAUUAUCAUUAAAACGUGCUUAUUCAUAUAUUGAUAACAAUCAUUGUACACAAGAUGAAUUAACAUGGUUUGCACAUCGUCGUGAUCAUUGUCAUAAUUCCUUUACACAAACAUCACCGAUAAUUUUAUCAACAUUUAAAUAUAAUUCACCUAUUUCUCAUCGUAAUCAUACAAAUGAAUGUUCUUCAAAACAUACAAAUGAUCAUAAAUCAAAUAAAAUCUAUUCAAAUAAACAAAAAAUUAAACGUAAUUUAUCUAAUCCAUCAUUAAGUUAUAAAAAUUCUUGUUAUCAAACAUCAUAUCACAAUACAACAGUACCAUGUCAUCGUUGUUCAUUAUUAGAUUCAUUAAAAUUAUCAUCAUCAACACCACCAACAACAAUGAAUAUAUUUAAUUUAUGUCAUUGUUGUUCAGCAGCAACAUCAGCAAUUACAAUACAUUCCAAUCAUUUUGUAAAUAGUAAUGCAACUUCAAAUAGUGAAUCAUAUAAAACAGCACGAAGAUUAUCAUCAUCAUCGUCAUCAUCAAUUGCUCCAUCAUUGAUCAAUCGAAAACAACCAUUACCUAUAUUAUCUUAUAGUAAAACAAAAAAUACAGUUACAACAAAUUCUAUAACACGUUCAAAUUCUCAAAGUUCACCUUAUCUAUUAACAAAUAAAGUUAAACAAGCAACUGUAUGGAAUCAACAAGAAAAAGCAUUUCGACAAUUAUUUGCAAUUGUAUUUGGUUUUACAUGUUGUUUUCUACCAUAUUUUAUUAUAUAUAUGGUUGUUGCUUUUUGUGGUUCAUGUGUAUCAGAACGAGUUGUAACAGCAACUAUUUGGCUUGGUUAUGUUAAUUCAACAAUUAAUCCAUUUUUAUAUGCAUUAUCAAAUAAACAUUUUCGAAGAACAUUCAAUCGAUUAUUAAAAAGAGAUAAUCGACGACAAAUCUUUUAUAAUUAA
This is a messenger RNA of Adineta steineri, 2016 nucleotides long. NCBI's taxonomy places the organism in Eukaryota, Metazoa, Rotifera, Eurotatoria, Adinetida, Adinetidae. The record is from the annotation of a GenBank genome assembly.